AUGACAUUCCCUCCAACUGACAAAAGUGAAAAACUCCCCGAUGUCACCUCAACCCACAGCCCCUCCUCAAUCGAAAGCACUACACCAAAAGACAACACAACCCAACGAGGUCUCUCAUCCCGCCAUGCCCAAUUCAUCGCCCUAGGAGGCGCAAUAGGAACAGGUCUCUUCGUCAGCACAGGCGCAACACUAGCAAAAGGCGGCCCAGCCUUCCUAGUCGUAUACCUGAUCCUGACAGGCGUCACGGAGAUAUCUGCCUAUCUCCCUCUUCCAGGGGCAACGAUGAACUACUACAGUAGUCGAUAUGUAUCGCCUAGUCUGGGGUUCAUGAUGGGGUGGCUAUAUUUCUAUUCUUAUGCCAUCUUUGUGCCGUUUGAGCUGACUGCUUCGGCUAUGGUUAUUAACUAUUGGCAUCCCGAUGUUAAUAAUGCGGUUUGGAUUACUAUCAUGUUGUUGCUUGUUGUUUCGCUCAACCUGCUUCCGGUUAAGUUCUAUGGGGAGUCUGAGUUUUGGUUUGCUUUGCUCAAGGUUCUGUUGAUUGUGGGCUUGAUAGGUCUUUCGUUUGUACUGUUUUGGGGUGGUGGGCCUAAUCAUCAGCGUCUUGGGUUUCAUUAUUGGAUGGAGCCUGGGGCUGUCAAGCCCAUGACUGUGGAUGGGAAUUCCGGGCGGUUUGUUGCUGCACUUGCUACUCUCAUCAGCUGUGUUUUGCCGUUUACUUUCUCGCCUGAGAUGAUUGUUGUGACUGGUGGUGAGAUUCAGUCUCCCCGUCGCAACUUACCAAAGAUUGCUCGCAAUUUCUUUUGGCGAUUGAUUGUCUUCUAUAUUGGCGGCACCAUUGCCAUCUCUGUUAUCUGCCCAUCUGAUGAUCCAUCAUUGACGCGUGGAGGCAGUGGUGCUGCUUCUUCGCCUUGGGUGGUUGGUAUCAGAAAUGCUGGAAUUGCCGGUCUUCCCAGUGUUAUUAAUGCUGUGAUUAUCACUGCAGCAUGGUCAUCUGGGAAUUCCUUCCUGUAUCUUGCCAGUCGGUCCCUCUACUCCAUGGCCGUUGAAGGCAGUGCCCCUCGAAUCUUCCGCAAAUGCAGUAAAAACGGAGUCCCAGUCUACGCAGUCGUUGCCAGCUCACUCUUCUCCCUGCUAGCAUAUAUGAAUGUCAACACAGGAGGUUUCAUUUCCUGGGUCUGCUGUUCAAUCACCUACAUUCGUUUCCGGAAGGCUUGUGAUAUCCAGAAGAUCCCGACGGAUAGUUUGAUUGCUCGUUCUCCUUUGCAACCUAUCGGUUCUUAUAUCACCAUGUUUAUGUUCGGGCUACUUUGUCUGCUCAAUGGGUUCACGGUCUUCUUUCCAUCGCAGUGGUCCGUUGUUGAUUUCCUCUCUGCUUAUAUUGGCCUUCCGUUGUUUGUCAUCUUUUACUUCGUGCAUCGGUUCUGGAGACGCCAGGAUCCUUGGACUAUCCCUUCCCACUUGGUUGACUUGCAUAAUGGAUUGGCGGAGUUGGAGGCUGAAGAGGAUUUGGAUGUGUCUAAGGAGACUGUUUGGGGGCGUCUGAGGCGCUGUCCCCAAUUGUUUUCUACCUUAUGCGGUCAUUCGAAGUAG
Molecule: messenger RNA, 1590 nt
Organism: Penicillium antarcticum
Lineage: Eukaryota; Fungi; Ascomycota; Eurotiomycetes; Eurotiales; Aspergillaceae
Product: amino acid permease
Exons: 2
Coding region: 1-1590 (529 amino acids)
Biological process (GO): amino acid transmembrane transport
Cellular component (GO): membrane
Molecular function (GO): amino acid transmembrane transporter activity
Source: RefSeq, a predicted model, not a curated record